Messenger RNA from Oryzias latipes (Japanese medaka), 4652 nucleotides. It is a transcript of the gene mkln1, whose product is annotated as muskelin 1, intracellular mediator containing kelch motifs. Lineage: Eukaryota; Metazoa; Chordata; Actinopteri; Beloniformes; Adrianichthyidae. Gene Ontology annotation, cellular component: cytoplasm. Gene Ontology annotation, molecular function: protein binding. The record is from RefSeq and is a predicted model, not a curated record.
GCAGCUCGUUCCCUGUUAGCCUCCUGCUAUCUGUUUUUUUCAUGCAUCAAAAUGGCCGUCGCUCCUGAGAGCAGAAUCCUCACUUACAGCCUUUUUAAAUGGAGUUCCUACUCCUCGACAUAUUUACCAGAGAAUAUUUUGGUGGAUAAACCGAACGAUCAGUCUUCCAGGUGGUCUUCUGAGAGCAACUACCCUCCACAGUUUUUAAUCUUAAAAUUGGAAAGGCCUGCAAUAGUUCAGAGCAUCACCUUUGGGAAAUAUGAGAAGACCCAUGUCUGCAACCUGAAGAAAUUUAAAGUAUUUGGUGGAAUGAGUGAGGAGAACAUGACAGAGCUUCUGUCCAGUGGCCUUAAGAAUGAUUACAACAAGGAGACAUUUACGUUAAAGCACAAGAUUGACGAGCAGAUGUUCCCCUGCAGAUUUGUCAAAAUAGUGCCUCUGAUGUCUUGGGGUCCAAGUUUUAACUUUAGCAUUUGGUACAUUGAACUGCACGGCAUAGAAGACCCAGAUGUGGUGCAGCCCUGCCUUAACUGGUACAGCAAGUACAGAGAACAGGAAGCGAUCCGCCUCUGCCUGAAACACUUCCGACAGCAUAACUACACCGAGGCCUUUGAGUCUCUGCAGAAGAAGACUCGGAUAGCGCUGGAGCACCCCAUGCUGACCCACCUCCACGACCGCCUGGUGCUGCAGGGGGAUUUUGAUGCUUGUGAGGAGUUCAUAGACAAAGCUGUCAAAGAUGGUUUGUUUAACCAGUAUAUCAGCCAGCAGGAGUACAAGCCCAGGUGGAGUCAGAUCAUCCCCAAAUGUAACAAAGGUACAAGCAGCCAAGAAAUCAGCAGAGACGACGUAAACAGUGAUGGCGAAGACAACAGGCCAGGAAUGAGGGGGGGGCACCAAAUGGUCAUUGAUGUGCAGACUGAAACGGUGUAUCUGUUUGGGGGCUGGGAUGGCACUCAGGAUCUGGCAGACUUCUGGGCUUACAGUGUUCUGGAGAACCAGUGGGCCUGCAUCUCCAGGGACACAGAAAAAGAAAGUGGUCCAAGUGCUCGCUCAUGCCACAAGAUGUGCAUCGACUCACAGAGACGGCAGAUCUACACUCUGGGCCGUUACCUGGACUCCAGCGUCAGGAACAGCAAGUCUUUGAAGAGUGACUUUUAUCGUUACGACAUUGACGCCAACACCUGGACGCUGCUUAGCGAGGACACUUCAGCAGACGGGGGACCGAAGCUGGUGUUCGACCAUCAGAUGUGCAUGGACUCAGAGAAGCACAUGAUCUAUACGUUUGGUGGUCGUAUCCUCACGUGUAACGGCAGCGUGGAGGACAGCCGCACGUCAGAGCCACAGUUCAGUGGCCUGUACGCCUUCCAGUGCCAGGUGGGGUCGUGGAGCCUGCUGAGGGAAGACUCCUGCAACGCUGGCCCAGAGGAUAUUCAGUCUCGCAUUGGACACUGCAUGCUCUUCCACACUAGAAACCGCUGCCUCUAUGUCUUUGGAGGUCAGAGGUCUAAGACUUACCUCAAUGAUUUCUUCAGUUAUGAUGUGGACGGAGACCACGUCGAGAUCAUUUCUGAUGGCACCAAGAAGGACUCUGGCAUGGUUCCGAUGACGGGCUUCACCCAGAGGGCCACCAUCGACCCUGAGCUCAAUGAGAUCCACGUCCUCUCCGGACUCAGCAAAGAUAAGGACAAGCGGGAGGAAAACGUGCGCAACUCCUUCUGGAUUUAUGACAUCGCCCGUAAUAACUGGUCAUGCGUGUACAAGAAUGACCAGGCAGUGAAGGAAAACCCAAACAAGACUCUGCAGGAGGAGGAGCCUUGUCCUCGCUUCGCACACCAGCUGGUCUACGACGAGAUGCACAAAGUACAUUAUCUGUUUGGAGGAAACCCUGGAAAGUCUUGCUCUCCUAAAAUGCGCCUCGAUGACUUCUGGUCCCUUAGACUGUGUCGGCCCUCUAAGGAGUACCUGCUCCGCCACUGCAGAUACCUCAUCAGAAAAUACAGAUUUGAAGAAAAAGCCCAGUCAGAGCCGCUGAGCGCUCUGAAGUACCUGCAGAAUGACCUGUCACUCACCGUUGACCACACAGACCCCGACGAGACCAAAGAGUUCCAGCUCCUGCCAUCAGCUCUGUUCAAGUCCGGCUCGGAUUUCAUUCCUCUGGGUUUCUCCGACGUUGACCAGACGUACGCUCAGAGGACGCAGCUCUUUGACACACUGGUCAACUUCUUUCCAGACAGCAUGACGCCUCCAAAGGGCAAUCUGGUAGACCUCAUCACCCUCUAGCAUCUCACCCUAGAACACCUGACCCAAUAAACUGGUUGGACUCCCUCAUGUGUACGAAUGUGAGACAGGAACCAGGUAUUUUUGUAAUCACAAAUUCCACUGGUUGGAUUGCACUCUGCCCACCUCCAUCACACCGAGCUGCUUCUGAGCGGGCCAUGUACCGGCCACGCCCACGGGAGACGCAUUCAGAGACGCCGCACUUGUUGGACAUGACUGAAGACGUUCUGGAGCAUGUUCAACCCACUCAAGUCUGCCAAAAGUAACAUUUGGGAUUUUCCAUGUAGAUUUUUCUUCUUUAAGCCAAAAACAUACAUUUGUUUGUAGAUCUUUUUUUUUCUCUAAAUGCUGGAUUUUUACACACAAAGUUUAUGACAGCCUUACAGGUGCACCUGGAAGGAGCAAAGCAGCGAUGAAAGUCAUGAUCACCUGCAAGAAAAUGUUAUUUAUUUAUGUGAAGAGGAGAGUUUUUUUUCCUCGUCUCUCCUGGUGUUAUUUUCGCUGACAUUUUUUAUUUGGAUAUUUGACUCAUCUUCAUUGUAACAGCGAUUACCUGCAGUCAUGACCAUGCUGAUGUAUAAGAAAGCCCCUCAUCUGUCCUAGCUUUGAAGUUUACCAUGAGAGCCGGAAACAUGAGUGUAUUUAUAAAGAUGGAUGAUCUCUGCUGGACUGGCAACUCAACCUAAAUCUCCUCCAAGCUGUUCCUCCUUGUUAGUUAAAGAGACUCCAUAGCAGCUUUUCCUUCCAAGUCUUUUUUUUUCCUCAUUGGUUUUUGUUUGUUCUGCAGAUAACAGCAGUUCAGCUGCACUUAACAAAUGGAAGAAAAAAGAAAAACCUUUAACACCCCAACAGCCCAGUGAUGAGGCGGUAUGCAAAGACCGUACUGGAUAAUUCACUGCAGGCAGGCCCUCUCCCAGCAGAAAACCCCUGAAAUGAUGCUUGUGUUCAUUUGAAGUGCUAACACAUUUACUUUUCAAACCUAUGAACAUGUUCAAACUAUCAGUCUCAGAGUUUCAAUUAGAAACUAAAAACAUUUGAGGGAAACAGCAUAAAGAAACACGAGCACACGUAUGCACACAUAUGCACACGUGUGCAUAAAAACACACAGGUAUGCUCAGAAACACACACGUGCUUCACACCAAUGAUAUUUCCUCUGGACCCACAUUUAUGUGUGUGGCCUGUUUGGUGGAUUUUUUUAGGGAGUGCUGCACUGCUGCAGGUAGAGAGGGAGUGCUGCACUGCUGCAGGUAGAGAGGGAGUGCUGCACUGCUGCAGGUGAGGGAGUGCUGCACUGCUGCAGGUGAGGGAGUGCUGCACUGCUGUAAAACUCUAAACUUUCCCAAAUAUACUUCAAACCAGAGUUUGUUCACAAUAUGUGAAGGAAAUGACUCUAGUAUUAUUUAUAAAGUCAGUUUUGGGGAAAGUUUUUGUCCCUAAAUUUUUUUUCUCCAGUAAAUCAAAACCGUCUUUACAUUCCCCCCCAAAAAGGUGAAACUGAAAUAUAAUUCUAACAAAUACCUUUAAGUUUGCUCUUCUGACAUCUUUUCUCUUUAUCGUGCACAGUUGAAAUUUGAAGGAAAUCCUCAAACCCUUUUAACUGAGUUUUAGCUGCACGGUAAUCAGAGUACAGAUUAAAACUGAAACCUAUUUAAAGAUGUCAAGUUUUUCUUGAAUCACCCCCCCACCCCCCACUCCCAGCUGUCUGAAGAGGUUCUGGCCUCCAUUGCAGAACUCACACAGACCAGCGUGUGGCGCUGCACUGCUCCUCACGUCUGUAGCCCCCGUCUUACAUGCUCUGUCUUUGGCUAUGGGGAAAGGAGUAAAGCAUGGAAAGCCCCCCUGCUUUUGCAGCAGGUGCAUAAAAAGGAUGUGGGGGUCUAAAGGGAGGGUCUGUGAGCCAACAAAAGGAGGUGACAUCACUGCAGAGUGAGCUGUGAUGAUUCAGGCCUCCGCAUUGGAGGUGUGUGUGUGUGGGGGGGGGGUCAUAGAUGGAGUAGAAGCUGCAGGAGAACACUCAACAUCUGGUAGGGUUUGAUUUUCUCAGAUGCAGAGUAAACACGAGUUGUUGAAAGGAUUAUUGUGAACUUGUAAAGGAAGAAGGGCGGUGUGGUUUGGUGGUGAUCUUCAAGCAGCUCCAGUUCCUGCAUUAAACUUAAUUUCAAGCACCUUUGUACAAAUCAAACACACAACACCAUGAAAAUCCUCUCCACAACAUUUGCUCUGUUGUUUCACAUUCAUGGGGGGGGGAGUUGAAAGACUGGUGACCUGAGGAAGCACUACUCUGUAGGUUCAGCGAAUGUGUAGAAAACAGUAUAGUAUUGUAUUGCAUUGUAUGUACUGUAUAUACUGAAUAAAGAUUGUAUUUUGUUCAAGUU